Messenger RNA from Nematolebias whitei (Rio pearlfish), 2069 nucleotides. RefSeq names its product tpd52 like 1 (gene tpd52l1). The record is from RefSeq and is a predicted model, not a curated record. Gene Ontology annotation, biological process: positive regulation of MAP kinase activity; positive regulation of apoptotic signaling pathway. The transcript has 11 exons. Gene Ontology annotation, cellular component: cytoplasm. Lineage: Eukaryota; Metazoa; Chordata; Actinopteri; Cyprinodontiformes; Rivulidae. The coding region runs from base 93 to 1037 and encodes 314 amino acids.
CUCUGCGUUUGUUGAUCUGAGCGGUGUCGCGCGUGCUGCUGAGCCUCGUGCGUCUCCGAAGGUUAGCAGGAAAGUUCAGCUGCGUGUUGCCGAUGGAAACCAGACAACAACAAGAGUUGUACUCUAGUGUUCUGAGUGAAGCAGUGGUGGACUGGGGCAGCAUGGGCCCUGGAGAGGAAUGGGUUAACUCAGCUGCACAUGAGGAGGAGCUGGGUUUGAAAAGGUUUUACUCCUCUGGUGAGGAAUCAAUUGGACGGAUCUCACAUGAGGAGGACUUGGCUCCGUUGGUCCAAAAUGGGGAAACUCGAACAGGUGGGGGUAAAACCUCGUCGCGAGGCGAGGAUCAAUGGGUCCAGUCUGACAACUGGGUCAUGUCCACCACUUGGGACAUGCAGCUGGACAGCUCAGAAAGAGGACACUUUACUGCAGGCUUUUUGGACUCAGAGCCGCUGAAAGAGGCGGAUGAAGACUUGGUGUCAGAAGUCAACCUGAACCACUCCGUCAUGACGGAGGAGGAGAAGGAAGAGAUCCAACAAGAGCUAGCCAAACUGGAAGAGGAGAUCAGCACGUUGAAGCAGGUGUUGUCGUCCAAAGAGAGGCAGCACGCAGAGCUCAAACAGAAGCUGGGCCUCAAUCCGUUCAGCGAGCUCAAAACCAACUUCAGCAGAGGCUGGCAGGACAUGCAGAGCUCCACAGCGUACAAAAAGACGUCGGAGACAUUGUCCACAGCUGGACAGAAAACCACAGCUGCCUUCAGUAACCUCGGCAGCGCCAUCACCAGGAAGCUAGGAGACAUGAGGUCCAACUCCAUAGGUUACUCUGUCAGACACUCGAUGAGCAUGCCCACAAUGAGAAACUCUCCCGGCUUCAAGUCUUUUGAGGAAAAAGUUGAAACUACAGUUUCCACAAUCAAGACUAAAGUCGGUGGUCCGGGGACUGGAGGCAGCUUCGAGGACGUCCUCUCAUCCGCAGCCAACGCCAGCUCUCAGGACACCCCCACCAUAAACCUGACGGACAGCCGCGAGGGGACGUGUUGAGCUGCACCGUGAGGCGGGACUUUAAAGCAGGAACUCGCAGCGGUUUCUUGUUUUUACUGAAUUUUCUGACCGAAGUUGCACAUUAUUUUUAUUCAAUAAGACAAUCUUGUUAAAGUUUCUUAGCUCCUUUCAUGACUGUUCCUGUGAUCUGAUGUUUAUUGAAAAUAACGUGUUUUUCCUCUGUUUUGAAAGCUCGAGAGGUCGUGGAGCUUAAAUGAAUCUCACAAGACAACCAAUGAAUGAAAUGAGCUGUUGUCGAAUUUGAAAGCAAAGACAAAAACUUUCUGUGCUCCAGAGGUUUAUCUGUUACACUCCAGAUGUGUGGGUUCAGUUAGUCUACAUAGAUAAUUUACAGUAAACACAGGUUUUAUGGUCUGUAAUUUAACAUCAGUUUAUUGCUACAUGUUUAGAUUGUUUUCUCAAAUUGUGAAAAAAAAAACAUUCCAGCUGACAUCCUUUAAACUAAGCAGUUAAUUAUUCCUCCUCCUGUAUGUUAUAAAUAUAGAGCUGUGUUCAAGGGCUUGCUACUUAAAUAAAAAAAGUUUAAAACACACCAAUAUUUAACUACAGAUGACUUGCACAACACAGAAACCAAUGUUACAUUUCUUGGCUAAAUGUCAGGCAUGUUUCUAUUCAUCAUGACGGUCAUUUUAACAGAUUUCCUGGUUUGCGUUUGUUUAUCGAUGUGGGAGUCGAGAGUUCAGCUUCACGUUUGAAUGAGCUGCUCUCCAGAAAGUAUGACAUUUGAAUUCUAAAUGUUUUGUGUAAAAUAUUAACUUUCCUUUUGCACUUCCUGAUUUUUUGCUGCAAGAGGCUAGAACCACCUUCCUUAAACAAUAAAUGAUCUGUUUGCUAAUUUAUAACAUCUGCAGAGACUCCUUGUAACGUUCCUAUCACAGUAACAUCUGUUAAAUGUAACGAGUGGUUUAUGUGCUCAAGAUUUUCUCCACUACAGGUUUAAAGGAUGCCAGGAUUCAAAAUGUAUUUAUUCAUCAACAUUCAAGCACUAAAAUGGGGUAACAUGUUUUGAUU